AUGGUGGGAGCUUUACAGUGUAACUGGCCUCGUGAAGCAGUUGACGUGCACCACAUCAUUGUUAGAAAGAGUGGUGCAAAGGGUUUGUUUGUAUACUUCUUCGCUCUAAUUAUUCUAGCUACCGCCUUCUACCUUUUCUUGGUUAAGGAGAAAUCAGUGAUCAUUGUUUUAUGGAGUCUCUUGUUAGAUGCAUUCCUUGUAAAGUUGCUUCGGAAGAGUGUUGAGAAAGAGUCCGUUGUGGUUAUGCCAGCCUUUGGAGUUCAACUAGAAACUCACUAUGUGAGCGGAAAGAUUAUUCGUCGGUUCGUUCCUAUGGACAAGAUUUUGAAACCUGUGCUACUAGAAUGUGUGACUCCAGUUACUUGUUACUGGAGCCUGUCUUUCAUUGUACGCGGGGAAGCAGAAUUGGUGUUAGUUUUCAAGGAAUUACGUCCCCCUAUGAAAAUGUUGGUCCCCAUCUGGAAGGCCUUGUGUGCUGCCACUGGUAUUAAAGGAAGCUCAAACACAUCCAUGGAAGAUGGUUGA
Messenger RNA from Prunus armeniaca (apricot), 525 nucleotides. NCBI's taxonomy places the organism in Eukaryota, Viridiplantae, Streptophyta, Magnoliopsida, Rosales, Rosaceae. The record is from the annotation of a GenBank genome assembly.